UCCCAAUCCCAAUCCGUAGUCUGAUACGGGCUUAAGAAAUUGGCCAAUCACGGGCCAAUUCACUUGACGCAUGCGCGGUGAAAACUGGUGAAAACAGAGCAUUGGUAAAGCGGAGAUAAGAGAGAAGUCUGUGAUUGCAGCUCGUGCAGAGAGUGGUGCCCCGGUAGCGUGCGUCGCGCGUCGUGUAGGUGGGCGUGCGUACGUACGUACGCGCGAGUGUGUAGGUGGAAGGGAGUAGGAAUUCGGAGUCGGCAAUAUGGCCGGCCAGAUGUGCAGCGGCAGGGUGUCACGGUGGUGUUAGUGCCGCGCGCUAGACUCAAUCUCCUUAUUUAUAUGUCGAACUACCGCAAGUCUUGUCCGAAUCUCGCGUGUUUUCAUGGGCUCGGUGAUAUACUGUGCAGAAGCAGGAAUACGGCUUGCAUGAAGGCAUAGCAUACGCUCACCGGUCAAGCAAACAUGAACGAAGUGAGCAUAUCAUCCGCCCGCGCCUCGGUGAUGGUGUACGACGACGUCAACAAGAAAUGGAUACCGAGUGGCAGUUCGUCCGGUUUGUCCAAGGUCCAGCUCUAUCACCAUCAGGUGAACAAUACGUUCCGCGUGGUCGGCAGGAAGCUGCAGGACCACGAGAUUGUCAUCAACUGCGCCAUUCUCAAGGGACUCAAGUACAAUCAGGCCACGGUCACGUUUCACCAGUGGCGUGAUAACAAGCAAGUCUACGGGCUCAACUUCUCCAGUAAGGACGACGCCGAUGCUUUUGCUCGGGCGAUGCUCCAGGCACUCGAUGUGCUGAGCAAUGGUAGCAACAUAUCAAGAAGUCUCGCUCCGACAACCACCACGACUACUCAGCAGCAAACCGCCUAUCAGCAGCAGCAGCAGCAGCAGCCGCCGCAACAGCAGCAACAGCAGCAGCAGCAGCAGCAGCCGCCGCAACAACAACAGCAGCAGAGCCAGGCAACCGCUCAAUAUGAGGAGGACAUGGGGUACAGUCAAGGUCGUAACGCGCGGAUCUCCUUGUCCCUGAGCCAUCUGCCUACAGGAGGCCAGACGGCCCUGCCCGUGGGCUCCGCCACCACAACUCCCGAGCACCACGUGACCGUUAGUGGUGCUGUUGGCACCGUUAUUCAAAUGGGCUGUGCGCGUGGCUCACCGGGCGAUGGACACUCGAGAACUAUGACUAGAGAGGAUGUGGCAAUAAUUCAGGAACGUAGAAUGUCUCAACAAAGUCAAGCAACUGCAAGUCCCAAUCCCAUAUCGCCGAGUUGUCCAUCUGCUGCACAGCAACAGCAGCAGCAGCAGCAGCAGCAGCAGCAACAACAACAAUCUGGUCAUCAUCGAACCUCAUCGGCGCCGCCGGCACCACAACCGCCUCAACAGCAACAACAAGCUUUACAAGGUGUCGGCGGUAUCGUUCCCGCCGCUCCGCAAAUGUCUGCGGGACCGGGAGUCGGUCCUCCGAUACCACCGCCUCAGCCGCCGAUUGCACCCCCCGCCCCACCGUGCCCACCAACGAUGAUGAACUUUAACUCGUCUGCGGUGCCAGCGCCACCGAUGAUGAUAAAUCAGUACGCACAAUCGCCGUCGUCUCAGUCAAACCUGGCGAAUCAACAGUCCCAGUCCAUCUACGUUACUAAUCAAACAAACCAGUAUGGUGCCGCGCCUGCGAGUAAUCAAUACGCGAGUGCCAGUGUUCCUAGCGGUAGCACCGGAAGUGGCGCGGCCCCCGUCGUGGGCCAGAGUCCGAACCAAUUUCCGCCAUCCGGCAGUCAGAACAACUUUUACGGUACUAACAGUCAGACGAGCAAUUAUACUACCGGUGGACCGGUCAGUACAGCCCAAUAUAGCCAGUCGAUUGGUAGUCAAGCCGCGCAAUAUGGUAGCAGUGGUAGUAAUCAGUACGGAAGUAAUAGCUCGAUAAAUCAGUAUGCCUCCGGUCCGCCACCUGGUCCGGCAAGCCAAUACGCGGUUGCGCAACCCGGUCAAUCGCAGUACGGCACCAAUGUCGUGUCCCAAACGCAGUAUGGUGGUACCGGUCAGGUACAAACGGCUACCACGGCGGGUACCACGAAUCCAUACGGGACACCAUCAAAUUCGGUGAAUCAGUACCCUACCGGCGGACCACACCACACGGUCAGCGCAAACGCUUACGCUCCUAUCGCAAGUGGCGGCGGGCCACCGCCGCCUCCGAUGGUAUGUUUGGCUGGGCCUGCCGCGCCGCCUCCGCCACCACCGCCGCCUGUACCAAACGCUAACAGUUCCACCAAUGCUGCCAGUUCCUCAAACGAUCCUCCGCCUGACACCAACUCAUUAGCCGCUGCCCUUCAAGCGCGUCUUAAAAAGAAACAGCAACAGUCACAACCAGUGGAGAACAGUGGCUCGAGCACCAGUAGUAGCGGCAGUGGAAGCGGUGGAGGAGGCGGCAAUUAUGGCACCUUGGGAAGAGGUGGAGGUGGCGGAAUGGCUUCCAUGAUGGACGAGAUGGCCAAAACUCUGGCACGUCGGCGGGCUGCCGCCGAGAAAAAACAGCCCGAGCAACCACCGGAACCGGAAAGUUCGCCAGACAAGAAAUCUUGGGACAAGAACAAUGCAUCGAAUAAUAAGUUCUCGAACGGCGCCGAAUCACCAAAAUCGGUACGCAAGAGGUUCGGUUCGGCUUCGGAGGACACCCUCCUCAAAGUAAACGGCGUUAACGACGGAACCUCGCUCACUGCGCAAGAGAUGGAAGCUUUCAAGGUGGAGAUAAUUAAAGAAGUGCGGAAAGAAUUUCAGAAAAUGAAGCUAGAAAUAAUCGAUGCCGUCAGAACAGAACUGAAUAAGAGAUAAAGAAGAUGAUAAAGAAGACACAAAAUGAAGCUCUCGAAAGUGAAAGGAAUUGGACGAAACGGGAAACAGUUAAGGAGAGUUAUAUGACUAGAUAGCUCGAUAUCAAAGCGGUAUCAUUGAGAACCACAUACAGGUUUUUACAACAUAUUUACAGGAAUGUAAUGUGAUUACAUUCAUGUAUAUCGAACAUUUAUGUGUAAGUAAUCUUAUAGUGUCUUAAGUGACCGUAACCUUUUAUUUGCUACAUAACAAUCGUAGCGAAACGUUGAAUCAAUUGAGUUUCAAUUAACUAAGUUUGCGAGACAAUUGAUUUGUUUUACACGCAUAAAGUCACGAGAAACCUUUAUAGAUUCUGAGCGAGAAAAAUACGCGAAUGAAAAUAUAACACAAGUACAAUGAAAGAUGGUUUUUUUAGUAUCAUUGAUAUUGAUUUCUAUUUCUCCCCUCGCUCUUUCUUCUGACUCUAUAUAAUUUAUAUAUCAAGACCGAUACAAUUAAAAUUUCUAAAAAGAAGCUCAAUUAUACUUCAACGUACAAGUUACGCAUCGUCAUAUCUUUUAUUUCAUAUGGUUAGACAGACCAAGUUUUCUUUUGUAUGUUGCAACAUUCUUUUACACAAGAACGAUCUCAUCUCAUGUAGAACAUUCUACGUAGAAUUCUUUCAUCAAUGACGUGGCAUGUGUUUUCUUCGCAUUUUCGUUUUUAUCUCUGCCAUCUUAAUUUAUGCAAAAUUGCAUUUUCGAUUUUUCUCACGAUGCGAUAAUAACUCUUGGAAAAUAUAAUAGACGAAUACAUUCCAAGAAACGCACCUCGUUUCCCGGCGCGCUCAACUUUUAGACAUGUUGAACGUUGUAAAUAGCAAUAAAGACGAUAGACGGAUGCCACGAUCGUUGAUUGUGAAAUUCUCGAGAACAUUGCGCUUAAACGAUAUAUAGCUAAGAAAUCUCCAUGUUUAGUCCAUAUUUGGACGAUGUCGAAUAUUUAAAUUCGUGCGACUCACGUUUUUCGCACGUUUGAUACGACGAGUAGUUGUUCUUCGAGAAAACCAACUACUGUCGUAUAUUACUACACAUUAAAAAGAUACUUUUCGGUCGAUAGAAAAUUUUCUUGAAAUCCGUCAUUUGUAAUUUUAUAUAUAGUUUGCUAAUUUUUUCUAGAAAAUCGUCUAGCAACAAUUUUUAUUUAGCUUGCUUUCUACAAGCACUUGUAUUUAGACAAUUUGUUUACACGUUCACGAAUAAGUUAUUGAGAACAUCCGUACGAUAAAUAAUUUACUUUUUAUAUUAUCUUUCUCGAGGCUCCAUCUAUUUUAUUUUACACUCUCAAUAUAGAAUUUCCAGACUUUCGUCAUUCGAUCAAUUCAAUAGUUAAAAUGCGACAAUUAUACUUGAUUCGUUCAUUAUUAUCAUGAAUAAUAACGAAUUUUCUACUUGAUCGAAGCAACCGUAUAAAAUCUACCACUUUACGGGACUUUUACGUUGGUAGUCUCUACCAAUUCUCGUAAUUUCGAAGGCUGAAUUUUACACGGUUUUUUUUAUCACGCGAUGCUUUACUACGCUUUAUUACGUACGGUUUUAUUACAUCGGCACACGCUAGUUUAUGAUAAGCGUAAUCAUAAGAACUCUUGAUAAUCAUUCCGAGGGAAUUAGAUGAAAGACAAUUUCUAGUCGAAUCAUCGGAGUGAGAGAUAUAAUAUCGCAAGGAAAGAUGUAAAAUUUUGACAGCAAGCUUACUUUUCAAUCACCUAAUUCCUAUGUUUUAUCAGUUUUAUCUCUUUUCUUGUGUUUCACUUAAAUUUUGAUUUUACUUACAAUUAGUGAAUUCGAUACGCGUGUUUAACAUUUAUUUCCUUUUUGUACCCAUGCGAGAGAAUGAUUUACGGUUCAAAGCGUAUUUGCGCAUCUCCCCGGGACCCGGGAUGCAUCGGAUGUUUCGAUCGAUAAUCGAGAGACGCGUACGCAAUUUAUAAUUGCGCGAGUGCGCGCAUUAAUCUUUUUAUAUGCUAUACACUUGUUUCCUAUCUCUUUCUGUAUUUCUCGAGGCAUUCCUUUCCGCUGCUUUUUGCUACAUAUUUCAUACUCCAUCUUUGUACAUACAAAUUCAUCUAUACAUACAUGUAUAGAUCUUUUAUUGUAACGUGUAUUUAUUUCAUUUGUUUGUUUUUUCUUUCUUUUUCUUCUUCCGUUCUUUUUCGUACAUGGAGCUGUCAAUGUGUGGGAGAGGGAGAAAAUGUGAAAAUAUUGACACGAAAGGCAAGGUCUUUUUCGAAUGUUUCUCUAGCCGCGACUUUAGCGACGACUCGUUCUCUCUUAUCAUCGUCGCUUAUGCUCUGCGCUUUUCCUUUCGUCUCUGUCCUUUUACUUUCCUCCAUGCCGUCUCUCCUUUCUUCCUUCCUCCCGAUAUACAGGAUGUUUAAUUCGCCCUCUAUCAUAAUGACAGAAUUUGCGAAUUUAGAGACACUUUUUCCUCAAUUUCAAAGAAACCAUUGUCACUUUUUUCAUAUUUAACGUUAAAUAUUAUGAUAAUUGAACAGUCUCGAGUUAAUUUUAUCGACAUGCAUUAAAUCUGAAGUUAAAGAGAAGGAUGAGAGUGAGAGAGAGAGAGAGAGAGAGAGAGGGAGGGAGGGAGAGAGAGAAAUGUACUAUGUAUUAUAAGUGAAGAUGCACUAUAUAUAUACAUAUAUAUAUAAAUAGAGGAAUAUUUUUAAAUAAAGAUAUAUAUAUACUAUUUAUAUUAUAUUUAUUAUACGUUUCUCUCUAAAGCUUAAUUCGGGAAAGGUUCUUCGUUUUCAAUCGUUGAUAACUCGAGAGACAUUGGCAUAUCGAUAUUUAAUUGAGGAAGAAUCUGCUCCAAAUUCCUUUUAGAAUCUGUCUUUAUAGCCGUGGUGAAGCAUCGUGUAUAUUUACGAUAUACCUAACCGCGCGUUAAUAAUAUUUGCUUCUUUUUUUUGUCCUUUACACGCGGCUAUCUGCCGUUCUCGUUAAUGCAACGCAUUUUUAUCGCGUCAUUAGAGUCUACACGAUGUUUGCGAGUACGCAUUAUCAAAGUUGCGAUAUGCAUAGCCGCGCAUACUUUUUUUGCACGUAGAUACAGUAUAUUAAGUAUAUGCGUAUAGUGGAACUAUAAUUUUCAUAUCAUAGUCUUAACGCGAGUAUUAAGAGUGUUUUUUGUGUUAAGAUUAAAAAAGCUAUUUAAGGAGAACGGGCCGAAAAGGCUUGGGUAAUAACGAGGAGAACGGUGAUAAAAAGGGUUGUUGACCAAGACCAUUAAUGAGCACUGUGUAUCGUCAAGUUGAAAUGUCAACGAUCGAACGCAUAAACGACUUAAAAAUUCGACAAGAACGUUUAAGACGAGUGAAACCAGCGACGAUCAUCAUUUCAUUCGCGUUCUUUCUUCUCAAUUAUCAUAUGUAUAUGUUUCAUCGCACUUAUUACUUUUUAUACAAGUUGUACAAAAUUGGCGGGCUAAUGAUGUAAUUUCAUAAAAAUUUGCACAUAUUUUCCAUAAUACACAUUUGUGCAACAUUCAUUCAUUUAUUCAUUCAUUGUUGCCGGCUUCACUCGUGCGAGUGAAAAUGUUGGUGUUUAAGCUUAGAAACAUAUGUGCGGAAUGACUGCGGAUUAACAUGUGUAAACAUUAAUUAAUAAGCUGUGUCGUAAGCAUCACGAUACCACGAAUGGUAUCCUUCACUUUUAAACGUCGCUUCGUCCUGCCUUCGAUAUAAGUGAUACUCGAAAGAAUCGCGUACUCGUAACAUUAGAGACCAUGAAUUGGGACGAGCGACUUGCACGCGAUACAUGUGGUUUUCUAGUUUAACGAUCAAAUGCAUAUUCAGAUAACAUUUCUGAAUCGUCGGUAUUUCAAUAAAAUUCGCGCAAGGCGAAAAGCGAGGCAAACGCGACUUUUGUCAUGUAAGAUAAAAAAUACGCCGAUAAUUACCCGAAUGCACAAAGCGUAAUCACGAGGCGCGAAAAUGGAUCGUCAAAACCGUUUAGCUUUUGUGUGUGCGUGCGUGCGUGCGUGUGUGCGUGUGUGCGUGUGCGUGUGUGUGGGCGCGCGUGUGUGUG
Molecule: messenger RNA, 6887 nt
Organism: Vollenhovia emeryi
Lineage: Eukaryota; Metazoa; Arthropoda; Insecta; Hymenoptera; Formicidae
Gene: ena
Product: protein enabled
Exons: 9
Coding region: 457-2820 (787 amino acids)
Molecular function (GO): SH3 domain binding
Source: RefSeq, a predicted model, not a curated record